GGAAGCAUUUCAUGACAGUCAAGCUGUACAUGCCCAUUCCAUUCCCUUGGACAAAGGAAGCACAAGCUGCAUACAUGGUUCUUUUCCUUUCCCUGUUCUGAGCUUCUGCACCAGUUGUUAGCCAAAAAUAAACCCCAUUCCACAACCAUAUAUGUGCAACAGCCUCCUGGUGAGUGCAAGCCCCCUCCAGCACUGCUGUUACUCCACGAGGCCAAGAGACUCUCAGUGCUGCUGGGCAAUGCACAUAACCCAGCUCAACCGGGAAUGCCUUCUGCAUCUCUUCUCUUUUCUGGACAAAGACAGUAGGAAAAAUCUAGCAAAAACAUGUCACAGGUUGCUAGAAGUAUUUCAGGAUCCUUUACUGUGGUCGUUGUUGAAGUUUCAUUCGCCAGUGGAACUAAAGAAGGAUAAUUUUCUCCUGGGACCUGCUUUAAAACACUUAUCCAUCUGCUGGUAUUCAGAGAGAGUCAAGGUGUGUAACAUUGAGGACUGGAUGAAAAACAGUUUCCAGAAAGACUUCUGUAAGAGGCAUGAGAACACUGUCAGUGAUUUUUUACUAGACGUUUGCAACAGAUGUCCAAAUCUGCUGUCUGUGACCCUCUCUGGAUGUGGCCAUGUUACAGACGACUGCAUUUCGCAGCUUCUCAAGAACUGCCCAAACCUGAGGAGCCUCAAACUGGAGAACUGUGUGCGGAUCAGUGACCACACGCUGGAGGCAGUGACGCUCCACGGGGCGGCGCUGCGAACGCUCCACGUGGAUUUCUGCCGCAAUGUCACCCAGGCCGGGCUGGAGACAGUCAGGGCAAAGUGUCCCUCAGUAACGCUGAGGGCAGACAGAAGUGCUAACAUGAUCCCGGACAGUAAGCCAGAAAAAAAGAUGAUGCUUGAAAAAGCAUCAAGAAAAUUGGUUCAGCCUUAAAUGCAGCAAAAUAAUGAGUGUGGGUAUUUUACAUCACUGAGGUAGCAAUGAACUGUGGCUGCUUCCGUGGGUUCUGGUCAAAUGCAAACAAACGGUUGUUUUGUAAAGGGUGUACUGGGAAAAGGCACACAUCUCCUCCUGGACAAGCUUCAGGAAAAAAACAUUUGCUCUCUGUUGUUCCUUGAAACUGGAAAACCCUGCAUUGCUGUCACAAAAUGCCAGACUUGCUGAAAACUGCAAUUCUGGUACCUCCUGCUGCAGAUGCACCUCACUCAGAAGAGGGAAGCAGUGCUGUGUUUACUGAGGUCAAAUAUUUGAUGAAGUUCAAUAAAUUCUAUGGACUUUUAAGAAAGUAUACCAGCAGUGUGACACGGUGCAGUAAGUCUGAUGGGAAGGUUCACUGACUGCAUGGAAGAAACACAGACAGAGUGAACUGAGGCAGAAUGAGUCACACAGGGACCUGAAAACACGAACAUUAAGGAAGAGCCUCCCACUGGGUCACAAGGUUCAGACUGGACCCUCACUUUCAAAACUCCUGCUGUAAUGGGCAUAAAGCCACAGCAGAGAGAGUCACUGUA
Molecule: messenger RNA, 1497 nt
Organism: Sturnus vulgaris (Common starling)
Lineage: Eukaryota; Metazoa; Chordata; Aves; Passeriformes; Sturnidae
Gene: FBXL22
Product: F-box and leucine rich repeat protein 22
Cellular component (GO): cytoplasm
Molecular function (GO): protein binding
Source: RefSeq, a predicted model, not a curated record